UUUGUUCUAAUCCCAUUCCUGUCACUUGCUCCCCUUACCCGGCUCUCCGCCUCCCUUCAAACCCUAGCUCGCGAUGUACGCCGAUUUGGUCGCUGCCGGAAGGAAGAGGUCCAUAAAGGACCGCCUCAACGGCGGCUCAGCGGAGGAUCCCCGCCCGACCACGUCGCCGAUCACCAAAAGGCAACGCCAGACUGAAGGGAUACUGAGAUAUGAUACAUUUAAGGAUGAUCAAACUGCGUCUUCAAACAAAGUUGAUGCUGGAGAUCUACGAUGGAAGCUUCAAAGAAAAGGUCUGCAGCAAGGGACAGAAUCAGCAUCAUGCCUUCGCGAGAAGCUAUCUGGAACUGUGCACCAACAGCCAGUCAAAAGUCACAAGUUUUCCGGAACUAUGCACCAACAGCCAGCCAUUAGUGAUCUGCCCAAAACGAAGGCAGUAAAAGAGAUGGGUCGACCUGUUCAAAGGGGUGGCCCUUCAUCAAAGGAAACUGUACCUGUAACCAAAAAGUUCCCUGGCCCAGUUGCUUCCAACAAAAGCUCACAGACAAAGUCUGAUAUGUCAGUUGACAGUUUGCUGCAAUCAUUGGGUCUAGAGAAAUAUUUAAUAACAUUCAAGGCAGAAGAGGUUGAUAUGACAGCUCUUAUACAUAUGACAGAUGAGGAUCUAAAGGCUAUAGGUCUUCCAAUGGGUCCUAGAAAAAAGAUACUGUUGGCUUUAAAAUCCAGAUCUUAGAUUGGUGGUAAGCAAUGGACAAUGGAUUUCAUCAUCUGCAACGAAAUAGAUGACUGCUGAAAUGGGAAAUGUUCUCGUCCUUAUCAAGCCUGGAAUGGAGCUUUUGGAGCUUUUGUGGCUGCCGUAGGUGAACAUACUGAUACUUUCCACCUGAUCUCUGGCAAUCUGCUAACUGAUUUUUGCUGGAAGAAAAAUCCAAAUCAUUCUUAGAUUGUGAUGUUGAGUAGGAUUUCUUUCUUUCUGUUAAUCGUCCUUUCUUCAAGUUGUAUGUUAUGGAUUAGCAGAACAAGUUUGCAGUGAGGGGAAUGGAUAUAAUCAUUGGUUAGCCGGUGGAUCA
Messenger RNA from Musa acuminata AAA Group (dessert banana), 1067 nucleotides. RefSeq lists its product as uncharacterized. The coding region runs from base 74 to 730 and encodes 218 amino acids. The transcript is spliced from 6 exons. NCBI's taxonomy places the organism in Eukaryota, Viridiplantae, Streptophyta, Magnoliopsida, Zingiberales, Musaceae. Gene Ontology annotation, molecular function: protein binding. The record is from RefSeq and is a predicted model, not a curated record.